Molecule: messenger RNA, 2187 nt
Organism: Macrosteles quadrilineatus (aster leafhopper)
Lineage: Eukaryota; Metazoa; Arthropoda; Insecta; Hemiptera; Cicadellidae
Product: centrosomal protein of 290 kDa-like
Exons: 15
Coding region: 1-2187 (728 amino acids)
Source: RefSeq, a predicted model, not a curated record
AUGGCCACGGGUGCUGACCCCCAUCUGCAUUACUCCAGAGAUGGUGGGUGGCAUCGAUACGAUACACUUACUGUCACUGCACUGGGCCCCGCGUAUGAAUCAAACAUUCGGAAAAACUAUCGAAUUCUGAAUGUGCAUCCUUCAGACCUCUCAGAACAAGAGAAAGAUGAAUUAUUUCAUGAAGUUGUGUGCUAUGAUAUUGAUGAAUCAAAAGAUCUAGGCAAAGAUAGCCUGAAGAUAUUUUUUAAACUAGCUCAAGAAAUUUUGAAGUUUAAAGGAGAACAGGUCGAAUCCUUGAUCAGUGAAAUAGACAAGUUAGCAGCUCGCCAAGGAGAAGAUGAGGUCCGUCAUCAAUCUUUGCUCAGUGAAAUCGAGACGCUCCAAAUUCGACUCUUGGCGACUCAGAAAUAUGACUCGCUGUCUGGUGGAAGUGUAGAUGAGUUAAAACAGGAACUGUUGAAAGCUGAACUGAAAAAUGAACAGUUAAUAUCUGAACUCCAAACACGAGAAAGGGAUUUAUUACAUGAAAAGCAAGAGGUUGAAAAGUUUGCUAACCAAGUGAUGGUGCUGGAGAAGGAGAGAGGAGAACUCCGUAGUGAGCUUGCGGCUCUACAGAGAGAAACUGUUGAGCUUCAGGAGGCUCGGCUACAAGCUGACAGUCCGAAAAUGUCUUCUGGCAAAUAUCAGAACCUCGUGGAGACCAUCCGACACAAGAACAAACACAUUACUCAGUUGUUGAGCGACAUUGAAACAUUGGAGAAAGAAAAUAACCUACUCAAACUGAAGCUUGCUGGUUUACAAAGAGAAGUUGCAGAAAACAGUGAACAGACAACCCUGCUGUCAGAAGGAAACACAAAUUUAAAACUAGUGUUGAAAGAAUUGCAAGAACGAUGUGUUACGUUGGAAGAUCAGAAUGAAGCUCUGAAGACACAGCUGAUGGAGAUGGCAGACGACAAGCAGAAGAGAGAUGAUCAGCUGGACCAGCUCGGGAUCGCUUUGGAUACACGUCUCACUCAGUGGCAGGAACUUCUUGUGCAAAAAGAUACAGAACUGAUUGAAUUAAGACAAAAAUUAGCGCAGAUCACUGCACAAUUUCCUAAUUCGUACAUGGAAACCACAAGAAACCAACUAGCUAAUGUUACUGAGAGUUUGGAGAAUAGAGAAGAACAAAUUGAAGAGUUGCGGCAACAAAUUUCUAUAGCAAAUGGAAAAAUCUCUGAGAGCCAAGAGGUCAUACGAGUGUUAAAAGCUCAACUUAAAGAAAGGACGGACAAACAGGACGAGUCUCCACGCAGAAAGAAGCUCAAGAGUGACCUGGAGGAGGCUAGAGCCAGACUAGAACUGUUGGAGGCUAGAGUGAAGGAUGCUGAGACUGAUGCUGAUGCUAAGGCAGAGGAGAUGACAGAAAUGGUGAUACAGCUGAGAGAAUACGAAACAGGAGUGUUUGGUUUACCUGAAGCUAUGGAGCAAAUAAAAGAGUUACAGAAACAGAAGAAAGUGAGAGACAAACACAUAGAACAGCUGAUUCAAGCUGGCAAUCAACUGCAAGCAGAUGCCAACCUGCUAGAGGAGGAAAACUUGGCACUGAGAGAUCAGCUUGGUUUGGACGCAGACACUGUUAUCCGAGUGGACGGUGUAUUGGCGAGAUACAAAGCUGAUCAACUCAGACUCAUCCAAGCCACUCAACAACUUGAGGUCUCCAACAACAACCUCCUAACUCUUAAAGUCCAGAAUCGGAAGUAUAAAAAGAUCAUUUCAAAAUUAAAAGCGCAAGUGAAAAAAGUUGGAUUUGAACCUGAAGUGAUUACUGGGAGCUCGGAAGAGGAUUCUGUUCAGCAUCCAACUCCUCAAGUUGUUGUUCAAGGUAUCAGCGAGGAGACUAAAGCCAUGCUGAUAAAAGAGGCUGAAAUCCUAGAAAACAAACUACAGGACGUUAUCGAUGAAAACGAAGCUCUCCGGAAAGGAAUGCAUGAAAUUUUGGACAGCGUUCGUAGUCAUGAUGGCACCAGCGCUGUACACAUAGAGUCUGCAUGUCUAGAGCGUCUGCUAGAAGCACUGGACAGUCGUCACCUCAGUGGCUGGUAUCACCCUGCCAUGAGACUGCAGGCGCAACUCAAUGUGACGGAAGGCAACAACGCAGCUCUCAGAGAACAACUUAGAGCAGCACGGUUCGUAAACUGUGGUUGA